Molecule: messenger RNA, 11549 nt
Organism: Scylla paramamosain (green mud crab)
Lineage: Eukaryota; Metazoa; Arthropoda; Malacostraca; Decapoda; Portunidae
Exons: 36
Coding region: 2292-7952 (1886 amino acids)
Molecular function (GO): protein binding
Source: RefSeq, a predicted model, not a curated record
UAAUCUCCUUUAGGUCGGUCCCUUUUUCUAACGCUGUCCUCUCACCUCUGAAAUAAUUUUCCUUAGUAAACACAGAGUGGAAGUAUCUGUUAAACACUUCAGCUGUCUCUUCUGGGUCAUCCACUGUCUCUUCUCCAGCUUUUACCAUACUUAUUUCAUCCUUACUUUUUAAUUUUCUAUUGAUAAAUUUAUGAAAUAAUUUUGGGCGGUCUUUACAUUUCUCCACAACAUUCUUUUCAAAAUUUUUCUGCUCAUCUCUGCAAGUUUUGACAUUCAUUCUUCUUCCUUGUAUAAUUGUUCCACAGGUCCAGUCUCUUAUUUUUCUUCCACUUGUUCCAUGCUUUUUCUCUUCUCCAAUCUAGCUGUUGCACAUCUCCUAUUGUACCAGUCCUUUUUGAAAAGGUUCUCUGUUGAUCUUUUGGGUACCCAUUUCUCUACUCCCUUAUUAUAAAUGUCCAGGAAAGCUGUCCACUUUUCCUGUGUCCCCCUUUUGAAUAACUAUGUUCCAAUUCACUUCACUGAAAUACUUCCUAAGUCGUUCAAAGUUAGUCUUGCUGUAGUUUAGCCAUUCUCUUCUGUGGUCCUCUUUCUUUAUACUGAGGUUAUUAUCCAUAACUGUGAACUGAAUCAGCACAUGAUCACUUUUUCUUGUUGGGUUUAUGUAUUUAUUUCUUUUCCUUGGUGAAAAUUAGAUCGAGCCUUGAAGAUGCUUCAUUUCCGCUAAAUCCUGUGUCAUCUGUAAUCCAUUGUGUCAGGAAAUUUUCAAUAGCCAGGUCUAGUAGCUUGUUCUCCCAUGAUAUCGUCAUUUUCCUCAAGCAGCUCUUCCAAACAUAUCCUUAUGUCCUCAAGCAUUUUCUUAUAUUCAUCCUCUCUCCAAGAGUUGGAAUAGUGGGAAACAUAAGUCACCACAACGUCAUGGUAUCUUCCAAUAUUCUGUCUUAAGUUUAUUUUCAAUACUUCUGCCUCCUCCACCCCAUAUGUGACAGAUUCCACCUAAUAAAUCCUUCCUAACUAGAAGCAUCACACCUCCUCCCCAUUUAUUCUUUCUAUUUCUCAUCCAGAGGUUGUAUUUUGCUUCACCAAUAUUUAAUAUAUCCCCUUCACUUGCCAAUUUAGUUUCAACGAUUCCCAUGAUGUCUGGUUUCUCCUCUUUUAAAUAGUCUUCUAGUUCCAACACUGCCGACAUUAGUCCAUUUAUGUUCGUGUAUGCUACUUUUAGUCUUCCCCUUCUGCAUUUACUUCCCUCCUGUACCACUUUCUCAACCUUAUGUCCAUGACCCUCCAAAUGAACUGUUUUUUCUCCGCCUCUAAUAGUUUUCCGUUUUUUUCAUUUGCAUCUUUUCUUAGUUCAUUUAUAGUAUCUCUCUCUUCUCAGGUUCUAUCUUUUUUAUCCACACUUGUUUGUAUUCUUCCACCUUGGCGAGUUUCCAGGAUUUACUCAGCGUUUCUUCAGUUGCCACUUGUGACCUAAACCUUAUUUUCAUAGGAUGCUGUCCUCCCUCAACAUAUCUACACAAUCUUUUAAUUUCUUCAAUCUCUCCAGUCAGCUCUUUUUCUUCUUGUAAUGUCCCCAUUAAUUUUUUCCACACAUAUCUUUUUCUUCUUUUCUCUUUCAAUCCACUGAGGUGUACACUCUUCCUUCAGGCUGAAUACCACAACAGUUUUUUUGUUAUCCACAGUGUCUCAUCAAGUUUUCUUUCUGUUUUAUAACUUGAACAACUUUUUCUGUUAGCUUUGUGCCAUUUUCUUUUGUUUGUUCCUCCACAAUUUUCCUAAAAUUGAUCUUUUCUUCCUCUCAUUCUUUAUUCUAAUUUUCCUGUUUUACAUUUAACUCUUCCACUUUGCCUUCAUAUUCCAUUACUUUCUUUUCAUGUAACGUUCGUUUUUGAUGUAGAUCGUCGUGUGUGUGUGUGUGUGUGUGUCAUCUAUCUUUAUAUCGAAAUAUACAUACAUACGUACAUAAAGUAAAUUGUAUUAAAUUCCAGCCAUUUUACAAAACUACUGUACAUAGGUAUAUGAGAUGAGUUCCUUGACGUGAGAGGUAUGCAGUGGGGUGUGGGCAGGACCAAGCCGAGUGGAUGGUGUACAGGUAGUGGGGGACAGUGUGGUGUGGGCAGCCUGUGAGGGGCUCGUCACCACACCGAUCCUCAGCACCCACCGCUCCACCACCACCACCACCACCACUACAGCAGGAGCAGGGCAGGGGGUGGUGGUGGAUGAAGGUGAGAAUGAAAUGGAUGGAUGGCACCCCUCCACCCAGUACAUCCACACUCCACCUUUCAACAGACUAGAUGCCUUUGAGCAAUGAAGGUAACCAUCUAGGUGUGUUGUCAACCACUGCUACCUCUUCCACCACCAUACAGGAAGAGAGACAGACACAGCUGGUACUCUCUGUAUGGAGGUGGCCAACAUUGAGUAAUGGAUCAGCAGACAUGAGCAUUGGUGGUUCUGAGGGCUUACCUGCACAGCCACAGCAGGUUGUGGCAACAAUUUUGGAUCAAGUGAAGGCUGAGCAAGUGACACGGCUCUCUCUAGGGCGUGGGCUGCCAUCUAGAGAAGUGACAGUCAUGCUGGCAGUGGGGGAAGAGGUGCAGGUGUGGAGGCUUCAGGAGGGCCCACUAGGACCCCAGCUCAUUUCCACCACCAUUGGGUUUGGUCUCCUGGCCCCAGACUCCAUCUUCACCAUGUGGUGCCUCACCCCUGAUGCUUAUGCACUAGGUGUUGGCAGUGGAUGGGUGGUGGUGGGUGUUGGGGGUGAGGUGGUGGCAAGGCUGGGUGGCGGAGCAGCAGGUCCAUGCCACAGUGGGCCUCUCACAGAUCUCCACCUCCACACAUCUCACCUCUACACUGUUGGAGGAGAUGGCUGGCUUAGAGUGUGGGAGGCUGAGAUGGUAGAGGAAGCUGCCCUCAAAACAACACGUGGCAUGAGGGAGGUGGAGGGAUGGUUUGAGGCAGGGAUGAAGACAUCGUGGCUUCAACUUGUCCGUGAGCUUCCUGUCCACAAUGGUCCAGGUUUUCCUGUUACCCUCACCCCUGCCCCACUGUCCACCCCUGUCUGGAUUGUACAGACCACCACAGGAGUGAUCUAUGGAGUGUGGGCUGGGGAGUGGUCUGCCCAUGUGCUACACCAGGGUCCCAGCGAGCGUGUGACAGGCGUGGCUCUGUCCCCCACCACCAGUCACCACCAUCAGCUGCUGGCUGCCACCACUCACCAGCACUACCUCCUGGUUGCUGCUUUGCCACAGGCUAACACUGAGGAGAGCCUGGAGCAGGAGGACAGCACAGUGCAGGCGGUGACAACACUGGCCCAGGCGAGGGUUGAGGGUAUUCCCAGCUGUGUCACUUGGGCCACCUGUCAAGUGACAAGAGAUGAUGAUCUGGUGGUGAUAGGUCUGGAGGAUGGCUCAGUGAAUGUGUUCUUGCUGCACCUAGCACCAAAGACAUUUGAGAAGCGCCUCACUCUCAUUCAGGUGGAACGCCCUCAUGAAUGUAGGAUUCAGCACAUCAGCACAACCAAGGAAACUGAGCCAAGAGGAAAAGGAGGAGAAGGAACACCCCCUAUCCUUGUGACUUCAGCAGAUGACUGUAGGCUUUUCCUAUUCAGGUUGACAAGAGGUGCAAAGCUGACAAAGCUUGAACCUAUUGGCUUCCACCAACUGAAGUGUGUGCCACAAAGAAUCACUGUUCAAGGGGCAGUAGUGUUGGUGGAGCUCCUUGAUGGCCUGGCUUUUGAGAUCCCUGCUGUGCUUUCAUCAUCUGGACCCACUACUCAGUUUCCAGCCAGGGCAGCCCCAGACUCGUGGCUCCUGCAGCAGCACUUGCCAGCACCACAGAUGAUGUGGGAGGGUGGCAAGGUUGUCCAUCAGCAGGUACUGGAGGAGAUGAGCCACACCUGCUGCUCCAAGGAUGACCAGCACCCACUCCUUCUCAUGCUCACAGCCCCUGAUGGAUUGUCCAUGAUUGGAGUGACACCCAGGGGCCAAGUGGUUCAUACUCAUAGGAAAGCUGAUGCAAAUUAUAGUGUCAGGGUCUCUACCAAAUUGAAUAAUGGCUGUUCGUGUGACCCAGAAAAGAUGGAUACUUGCAAAAAGACUGAGGGAGCUGCUGACUGCAAGAUUCUGCCUAUGUCAACAGUCAACUUGUGUAAAUGCAGAGAUGAUAAAUUUAAUGGGUUUAAUGGUGAUGAGAAGACAAGCAUAGCAGUAGUGGCCUGUGUGGCUGACAAUGGGGCAUGGGCUGCUGCCUGGGUGGCUGGUGGGGACCUCUUUGUGUACAGAGCCAAGGGAGCCUCCUUUCCCCUUCCACAGUGCACUGAAAGGAAAUUUCGUUUGGUGAGUGUGCGAGGUGUGGGGAGCAGCACUGUGGGCCCCAGCUUGGAGCAGCGGGCACAAAAGGAUGCAGGGGAGAAGCGCAGGACAGCCAUGGAGAACAGAGCCACGCUUCUUCAGCAAAAACUUUCCAAGUUGAAAUGGGAUUUCCGGAAAGUUACUCUCAGAGCUGAUGAGGUGGAGGGAGGAGCUACUUUGCUGGAGGAGAUCCCUCUUCACCCUUCCAUCUCCACCACCCUACAUAAACACACCACUGACAAUAUGAAUAAGGUGGUGUCUGCCAGCAGCCUUGAGCUGGAGCGACUGGAGGUGCUGCUUGGCAAGCUGCGCACACUGUACUCCUGGAAUCCUCUUGUCUCUGUGCCAGCUGUCCAGUUUCUCAGUUCUGGGAAGGUGCUCACUGCUGUAGACCAUUCAGAGGAGGUAUUUGCUCUCCUCAGCAGGUUAGCUCAGAUCUGCCAAGGAAGGGAGGUAAUGGAUGGUGGGGCAGCAGGAGACAUGGAAACCCCUCAGUCCCUUGUAGUGGUGAAGGUACAAAGCCUGCUUGCUGACUGGUUGAAACAGAUCCGAGCAGGAAGGUCAGGUGAUGCUGGCAGCAGAGGAGGUGGCAGUUCCCUGACAUCAGCAGUGAGUGGGGAAGGAGCAGCAGGGGAGCAGGGCGAUGCCACCUACCUCACACCCCGCCCAGCCCACCCAUUGGCAAGGAAAGCUGCCAGCAGUGAAGGGGACACUAGUGAUGAGGGAGAGGAGCACCACAGUCUGGCUGCUCUAGAGGCCCAGGUUCGGGAAGUGGUGGAUCGUGUGGGGUCUGCAGGACACCCUGGAGGAAGUGAUCAUGUGGCUGAGGGUGCCAUAGAUCCAGGAAGACAGCUGCAGUGGCGACGCACAGCUCUCAACCGCCUGAAGCAGCAUCGGGCAGGCGAGGCAUCCAGGAGCUGCCAGCUGGCAGCCUUUAAGAAGGACCAUGCCAUACCACAGGAAGACAACAAAAAAGAAGGGGAAGAGGCAGCUGAGGGAGAAAAGUCUGAGAAUGAGAAGGAUGCAGGGCUUGAGGAGGAGGUGGUUGUGCCUCCACCCAGUGCCACAGUAGAAGAGGUGGAGACACACCUUUGGGCACUGUUGGGAAAGGUUGAAGAGGAGACUCAAAAAACCAGAGAAGUUGUGAAGAAAGCCGCUCUAGCACAGGAAAAGUUACUAGAAACAGUUAACCAGUAUCAAAAAGAGUGGGGCCAUUCCCCUCUCACCUUGCUUCACAUGCCUCACCAUCUACAUACCCAGGUAACAGAUGAUUUGGUGAAUGAGUUCUACUGUGAUCUUUUGGAUCUGGAGGAGUCAGGGGAGGUGGGGAGUGUAGAGGAGAGUCGAAGGAGGGACACAGGGGGUAGAGGUAGCAGCCAAAGGGCCUCAGUAUCCCCUAGAAGGCAAGGAGGAAGUGAUGGUGGUGGAGGAAGGUGGUCCCCUCCCAUAACAGCAAAGGACAAGCAUAGGCGGCAUGAUGGAAGGAAGGAAGGUGAAGGGACUGCUGCUGUGCCUCCCCUCAGCCUGAAGGGAUCACCCCGACAAGGAAGAAUCAAGGGCCGGACAUCCAAGACCACUACCACUCGUGCCCCUCGUACCUCCAGGGUGACCACCACUCGCAGUAGGACCACCUCCACCCCUUCUGCCAGGUCCCCCACCACCAAGGCACAGCGCAGUGGUCGGGGCCGCCGCAGUGUGAGGGACAGCACCCCCCGCCCACCCCCUGCACCCCGCCCUCAACUCACACUGGAGCAGGUGCAGCAGAUCCAGCGUUCCCGCACCUACCAUCUCACCACCCUCAGCCAGGUCCCAGAACCCAUACAGCAGGAGGCACAGGAGGUGGAGGCAAUGUUGGAGAAGUGUCAGAGUGAGGUAGUAGAGGAGCAGGGCCGCCUAGCAUGGGCAGUGCUGAGGGUUGGGCAACUGGUGCGGGCUAUGAGUAUCAUGGUCAAGUACAGGAACACAGAGAAGAGACUCCGCCAUGCCCUUAGGGAGAGAAUCAAAGAGCAGCAAGCCAUCAAGGAAAAGGUGUUGGGUCUGAGGCAGAGGAUUGCUGAGUAUGAGGAUGAGCUGCAGUGCUUGUCUGGCUUGGAGGAGGAGGUAGACAGAGCCUUCACUCACCUGGCCACUGAUAACGCCCAGUUUGAGGUGCAGCUCACCCGCUACUAUGAGUCCCGUGCUGCUCCAGGCAUGCCCCACCACCGCCCACAGUCAGCCUCCAGCAGUAGCAGCAGCAGCAAUAGUGAAAGGGGUGAGGAUGAGGGCCAGGGUGGUGAUGGCAGUGACAGUGGGGACAGUGACUCUGGUCUGGGAACAGACGAGGCAAGAACAGACGGAACGGGAGGUGGAGGAGGGGGAGGGGGAGCAGCUGGAGGGCUGCGUCCCCCUGGCUGUGAUCCUGCUGUAUUCUCUCUUGUUACUGUACUGAGGGAAUUGAGGUGGCGGAUCAGUACAGCAGCAGAGCGAGGGCGGCGGGAGAAGGCAGUGGAGGAGAGGCGCCAUGCAGCCAUCAUGAGGCGCCUGCACCGGGCUGCCUAUGCCUCCCACACUGCCCUAUCCACCCUUAACUCUCUCCAAAGUGAGCGUGAGGAGCAGCUGGGAGCCAUUCCCUGUGUGGUGUGGCUGAGACAAAGUCAGACUGCAGGUGACCUAACUCACCUCACCCGCCUACCUGUCCCUAACACAGAUUUGGACAGUAUGAUGGCUGUCAAAUGGUAUGGCAAUGGCAGCCAGAACAGCAGUACAGGCACACCAGCAGCCACUGAUGACAACAUGCUGUUGACCAAGAAGUACCUGGACCACCUCAACGAAAGGGUUGCUCAGGCCAAGAUUGCCCAGGAGCUUGCAGCACGCAGGCACAGGGAGGGUCGGGCUGAGCGUCGUGCCCUCACUCAGCAGGUAGAACAACUCAAGCAGGAGCUGGCUAACUUGAGACACUCUUACCAGGUAACAAAGGAAUGCAAAUUGGGUAGUGGAGCAGAGGUGGACUUGCUGAAUGUUGAAAACAAGCUAGAUGCCAGUCUGGACCUGCGAUGGCCCAGCAAAGUGGCCAGCCAGGUAGCCCGUCACGACUCCACCAUGAUGCACCUCCAGACAGACACAGCCAGCCAGACCCGGGAGCUGCGGGCAUUGCAGAAGGAGGAAGCAGCUCUAGCAGCCCACAUCCUGGCACUGCGGCAGGAGAGAGACCACCUGCACUACCACCUGAAGCAGACCAUCUCACAGAAGCGCAGUGUUUCCAAGUCUGUGAGGGGCGUUGGGAAAGCAGAGGAGGUGCGGCAGCUGAGGGCUACUGUGGCACGCCAGGAUGAAACUAUUGCAGCACUCAGACUGGAAAUCAAUUCCCUUCGUGACAAGACAGGAACAGUGACUCUACCUGGACUGCCUCCUCUACCCAAGCCCAGUCCCUCCCCUUCCCCUCCAGCCCACUCCACCUCCAGCUGGACUGAGGAGCAACAAUCCACCAAGACAACAGACAGAGACUCCCUCCCUCAAACCUUCAGGCAAGACGAGUACUCUGGCAGGGACAGCAGUGAUGGGACGGCACCAGGAGUGGCAGGCAGCAGUGACGACAAUGCUGACAUCUCAUCAUCUUCAGAUUCCUGAACUGAUAUAAUGUAGUGUAGUGUUGGCAGUCUUAUCCUACACCCUUUAGCAAAGGGGAAAAGUAUACAGACCAAACUUAUUAACCUAAAUUUAUUGAUAUAACAAAAAAUAUAUGAAAAUAAUGGUACAUUUAACAUUUUGAGGCAAUCUGGUCAGCUAAAUAAAUACCAAAUAUAAGUUAAAGUGAGCUCUUUGGAUUGCACUUAUGCUGUUGUCCUUCAGGUAAACAGAGGCUUUUCCAACCCCUCUGUAGUACUCAGAGUGCAGCCCACCUUCGAGUAAAUUAACUGAUCCAGGCACACUUGGUAUUUUCAGAAACAUUGACCCUCUUUUGCUUUGAGACAUGGCCAUAUUUUUUCCUUGUCACAUAAUAUUUGUGUUGCAAAGAAAUGAAAUCAAGUGGACUUUUGCACCAAAAUUUGGUAUCUUACUUUGAAGUCAUGGUGGUUUUUAACACACUUUUUAGUUUAUGUUUCAUCAUAGUUUCCUUUGUUUCACUGAUUUUAGUGUUCUUAGAAAAGCCAAUGGAAUAACACUAAGGACAGUUCUGACCCUGUUGGAAAAAUGACACCAGGCUUGAGGCACUCCAGGGAAAACAGCAAGCACCAUGAGAGUUGAAUUUCCACUUUUUAUAGUUCUUACUUUUAGGCAUGGGAAGUCAUUAUUGCAAAAUUCCAUAAAGGGAGCAAGCUUGUUGGUGAAAAUCCUGUUAAUAUACUGUGGAAUACAUGUAUCUUUCCUCAGUUACAAUAUCAAAUUUUUGCUAUGAAUUUAAUGUUUUAUACUUCUUACCAUUUGAUCAACUGUGGAGAUCAUGAUACAAGUUUGAUUUGAUGCAGCAUUCUUAAUACCUGGCAGAGAAUGACCAUGGCAGAAAUGUCUUUAAGACACUGUGCAACACACCACACACCUCUUGCAUUCAUGUGACACAUCACAGUACAUUUUAAUGCAAUGCCUUGCACACACUUGUCUUAUCUCUUACCAUAUCAAAACAGGAUUAUCUCACUUAUGUGUAACUAGUUUGCCUACCAGACUUUCUCAAGUAAUUUCUGUUCAUUCUAAAGUUAUUACCAUUCCAUCCCACUACUUCCUUUAAAUGCGUCAUAUACUCAUAAUUAAUUUCUUAUGGCAGGACCGCUCUUGCAUUAUCAUCAUCUUGCACACCACACUACCAUAUUCUUUUACUCUUCUUUCAUUGACAUCCUUUCUUAUCUUGUGAGUAAGAUAGGACUCAUUUAAUGCCAGAAACUGGUGCUGUGAUCACUUUAGCAUUGCAUGUAAGUGUACAGAUGUUAUCUAACAGAAGCAUAUUGCAAAGCUGAACACUGAAUGAGAUGGUUUUUCAAAGGCUGUCAUGAAUGGUGCAAAGAACAAAUCCCUGAAGUGCCACAUGAUUGCAGUGGUGCCAUUUCAUGUUUUUUUUCUUUUACAGGUGUCAUUAUGCAAGUCCUUCAUAGCUACACUGUUUGUCUGUUUCUAGGUUAUGAUAGUUUUGUAUAUUUUUCCUUGGCAUAUAAUAUUCCCAACAGGCUUGUAUCAAUACAGUAAUUUCUAAGGAGCAAGGGUCAGGCAAAUACUUCACUCAAGUGGUCCAAUUUUGUGCAAAGAAAUAUGGCUACAAAGUUGAUAACAGCAUAAUGUAACAAUAAAUACAUAAUUAAUUUUUUAUAUACUAUACUGCAUAUGCCUCUUAAAAUCUAUUAAAUUAAUGAGCUAAUAUAAUGCCCUUUUAUACCUGAUUUAUACAUAAACCAGGUAUGAUGACUGAAAAGUAUAGAACAUGACAGUUUAAAAGGACUGCCAGUGUGUGUUCUCUCCUGUCUGAGACAACGGUAAAUACUAAACUAUAUUUUUUACAUGACAUAUAUCCACUUUUGAAAUUAUAAAGGUUACUGUCACAAAGGCACUGUAUGUCGUGUUUAAGACCUUAACUUUGAUUAACCUUACUGAAGUUCUUUUACAAAAAUGUUCACAGUCAACCUUCAGAAGACAAUGAACAUUACCAUACUACAUUUUAAAAAGGCACUAACACUCUUGCAUUAUCAUCACUCCAUACAACUGUCAUCAUCGUCACCUAACUUUCCUUCUUCAUUAUACUCUCGAGUUAAACAAUCUUAUAAUCAUGAUAAUGUGAUUCUAAAUGAAAAGUAAUGGGAUGAUUCCAUAACUUGUACAAUCACUUCAAGUUCAGUUGCAUGACUCCAGUUAUAUACACCAAGGUUUCAUUUCUGCUCAUGUUAGAAAUCCAGAUCAUCCUAUAUUGUGCAAAUUUGUAUGGCUGAAUAUUAAUUGAAGAGUGUAGAUUAAAAGCUAGUAUACUAUAAGAAAGAACCAGGCUACAUAUGGAACCCAAGGGACAUUGUAAUAUUGUAAUAGUUAACAACUAAAAAUCAAGGUGACCAUUAAAUGUUUUUUUUCCAGAUUGACAAUUAUGAUUAAUCUUUAUGAAUCUGAAAGUGACAUUCUUUGGGGUCAUAAAAGUUUGUAAUUAGUAAUACAAAGAGCUAUGUUACGUAAAUGAGGAUAACUUAGAUGCCUUCUGUUCAUGCUGGGAUGUAUCUUGGGAAACAUCAGAUUUGAGAUUCCAUGACAUGUUGAUUUCACAUAAUUAAAGAACAGGCCAAUGAAAAGGAGGUCCAUCACAGAUUUUAGCAUAGCAAACAAGAAUGGUGGGGAGUGAAUGAGUUCACUAAUGUUUUGGCCUUCAUGUGCUGCACUAGACAAAUAGAAAGUGCAACUACCUGUGGUGGUGUUUAUUUUACAUAAAUAGGAUUUCUAAUGAAAACUGGGCAGCUCUACAUAAAUUGAAGAUUCAUAACUUGAAACCUAGGUGUAUAUGAGCACUGCUGUGGUACUUGAACAAUAGGUACAGCAACAGACAAAAGUAGCAUUCACACUUAAAAGCCACUGAAACUAAUUACAGAGAGCUGUGACCAAUUGUCAACUGAUGCCUGGAAGAAGGCAAGGGGAACAGGUUUAGGUUUUCUUUACUAGGUUGAUCUUACUGUGCAAUGGUGGUAAAUCAUGUGAUGGAUCAGGGAACCUUUAAUCAGACCUUGCUGAGAAAAUUUUGUGAGAUAACACUAAUUCUGUCUGCAUCUGUAACAGCACUUGGUUCUAUAGUCUUUGGAAGAAAUACUUAUGCAUAAUUUAUAUCAAAUACAAAAGCAUGCCAUGUCCUGAUACAUAAUGACAGUUCACUACAAUAAGCAAUGUAUGGAGAUACUGAUAACUACUUUUCUUGUAAAUUACUUCCAGUGCACCAAAGUAUGUAACUUAAUGAAGAUGAAAAAUCAGUUUCACCUCUCAAAAUGGCGCAGUGAUAAGCUGUCUUCCUAUCUGUGUUUACAAGACUCACACAAAGCCAAGCAAUUUCUUCCAGACAUGCUUCUCAGUCACUGAUUACAAGUAAGAUUACUCAACCAGUGCUUGUGCUCACUCACGUCUUUACUUCCAUCAUUACACAUUUCCCUAAUUGUGUGACUUGCAACUAGUAAGUAGCCACAGUAAUCAGAGCUACUGGAGGUACAAGUCUUCAGUGUGAUAUGUCAUCUAUUUCUACAACUACAUUAAGAAUAAACUUCCACCAUGUAUAAA